UUACAAAUGGAGACUAACGUCAUGGCAGAAUCUUUUGAAGGCGGGGUACAGGCAAUGAGGAUGAACUAUUAUCCACCUUGUCCUCAACCCGAGCACGUCAUCGGCUUAUCACCACAUUCAGAUUCUGGUGGUUUGACGAUCCUCCUUCAACUCAACGAAGUGGAUGGAUUACUGAUUAAAAAAGAAAAAUCAUGGGUUCCAAUUAAACCUCUACCUAAUGCCUUUGUAGUGAACAUUGGAGAUACUUUGGAGAUAAUGAGUAAUGGGAUUUACCGCAGCGUGGAACACAGAGCAACAAUAAAUUUAACAAAGGAGAGGCUAUCAGUUGCAACAUUUCAUAACCUUAAACUCGAUAGGGAAAUAGGUCCCAUACUUCGCAUGAUCACACCAGCAACACCUGCCAUGUUCAGAACAAUUGGGCAUCUGGAUUAUUUGAAGAAAUAUGUUUCCCAUAAACUUGACGGGAAAUCAUUACUUGAUUCCAUGAGGAUAGGAGAAGGUGAUAAAGACAACAACGCUAUUUGAAUGCUGUCAUGCGCAGAUGUACAUUUGAAUGAAGUAAGUUACUUGGCUGAAGUAAAUUAAAGGGUCUUAUCCGAGCUUUCUGUACUAAGAAAUUAAUUUAUGAAUAGGUGCUGUUCCCACGGGUAUGAGUGUAACCCUGUCUACAAAUAAUUGGUGUUUUAUUGAGCAUGCAUAAGUUUUGUUGCCGUUCUGCAUGAAGAAUUUUCUUAUGAAUAUGUGGAUCACUGGAAUGAAUUGGAAUAGAGGGAUAUUGGAUUUGGCUACAAGGGCCUUUUCAAUCGAUGUGAUUGUUGGUUGAAAUGCGAAUCUUGUGAUCACUAAUUUAUGGCAUAAACAUGUAAUGUUCUUAUUAUAGUCAAGUUAUAUCUCAAUCUCUUUCUUAUUAUUGUCAAGUUAUAUCUCAAUCUCAACAGUUGAGGAUGUA
Papaver somniferum (opium poppy) is the source of this 949-nucleotide messenger RNA. RefSeq names its product codeine O-demethylase-like. The record is from RefSeq and is a predicted model, not a curated record. The transcript is spliced from 2 exons. The coding region runs from base 7 to 525 and encodes 172 amino acids. NCBI's taxonomy places the organism in Eukaryota, Viridiplantae, Streptophyta, Magnoliopsida, Ranunculales, Papaveraceae.